Myripristis murdjan (pinecone soldierfish) is the source of this 3804-nucleotide messenger RNA. RefSeq names its product transcription factor 7 (gene tcf7). Gene Ontology annotation, cellular component: beta-catenin-TCF complex; chromatin. The transcript is spliced from 12 exons. Lineage: Eukaryota; Metazoa; Chordata; Actinopteri; Holocentriformes; Holocentridae. The record is from RefSeq and is a predicted model, not a curated record. The coding region runs from base 252 to 1832 and encodes 526 amino acids. Gene Ontology annotation, biological process: regulation of transcription by RNA polymerase II; canonical Wnt signaling pathway. Gene Ontology annotation, molecular function: RNA polymerase II cis-regulatory region sequence-specific DNA binding; DNA-binding transcription factor activity, RNA polymerase II-specific.
GUCUUUGGGCUCAAAUGAGCUGUUUGCUGCUGUAGGGAAACAUUAGUCCUCUAUCAACCUGCUGGGGGACACCGCAUCGCAACUUUUUUUGGGGGGCUUUACUCUGCACUUUGGAAGCGGCCCCGUGCCGAGGAGAUUUAAUAGAAAGUUCCCCGCAGCAACGCGCCGGUCCUUGUCUUCAUUUCUUCUUUUUUUAUGUUACAUCUGUUUAACCUGCUGUCAUUAUUUUGCCUGUUAACUGGGAGAGUAAAAUGCCUCAGCUGAGCAGCGGCGGCGGGGACGACCUGGGAGCCAAUGAUGAGAUGAUAGCGUUCAAAGACGAAGGGGAGCAAGAGGAGAAAAUACAAGAAAACGCCUUCACGGAGAGAGACCUGGCCGACCUCAAGUCUUCUCUGGUGAACGAGUCGGAAAUAAAUCAAAGUCCGAACGCAGCGGCGGUCAGACGGGGACAGCAGGGCGACCAGAGGGGCUUCCCGGAUAAACACCGGGAGCAUCUCGACGGUGUGUCGAAGCAGCAAGAUGGAGGCAUGUACAAGACGCCGACGUACCCGGGCUACCCGUUCCUGAUGCUGCCUGACCCCUACCUCCCCAACAGCUCCGUGUCGCCAUCUUCCAACAAGGUGUCGGUGGUGCAGCAGUCACACGGGAUGCACCCGCUGACGUCGCUGCUGCCCUACAGCAACGAGCACUUCAGCCCGAGUCCACCACACCUGCCCACAGACAUGAGCCAGAAGACAGGCGUUCACAGGCCCCAGUCCCAGGACCUCUCAGGCUUCUACUCCCUCCCCCCAGGCGGCGUUGGUCAGAUCACUCCCUCCAUGGGCUGGCAGGGCCAGCCGGUCUAUCCUGCCCUGUCCUCCUGUGGAUUCAGGCAGCCCUACACCUCCAACCUCCCCAGCGCCUCCUCCUACUCCAGGUUCUCUCACUCUCUGAUGCUCGGCCCAUCAGGGAUGCACCCGACAGGGAUCCCCCACCCGGCCAUAGUGCCCCCUACAGGCAAACAGGAGCAUGACCAGUAUGACAGGAACAUGUACGCGAAGCCGCUGGUCGAGGCCAAGCGGGAGAAAGAGCCCAAGAAGCCGGUCAUCAAGAAACCCCUGAACGCCUUCAUGCUCUACAUGAAGGAAAUGAGGGCAAAGGUCAUCGCCGAGUGCACGCUAAAGGAGAGCGCCGCCAUCAACCAGAUCCUGGGACGGAGGUGGCAUGCACUGACCCGUGAGGAACAGGCCAAGUACUACGAGUUGGCCAGGAAGGAGAGACAGCUCCACAUGCAGCUCUACCCCAGCUGGUCUGCCAGGGACAACUAUGGCAAGAAGAAGAGAAGAAAAAGAGAGAAGCAGCAGGACUCCAACACAGACCCGGGCUCUCCUAAGAAAUGCCGGGCUCGCUUCGGCCUCAACCAACAAACGGACUGGUGCGGUCCCUGCAGGAGGAAAAAGAAGUGCAUUCGCUACCUUCAAGGAGGAGGCUGCCCCAGCCCAGCUUCUUCAGAUGGAAGUGCUAUAGACUCGCCCCCGUCCCCUCCUCCCACCCGCCACCGUCAGAACCAGCGCCCCCCUUCCCCAGCCUGCUCCCCCUCGCCCACCUCCCCCUCGUCGUGUCUCCCCUUGCCUCCGCCUACCAAGCACACACAAACACACACACCGACACAGGCGCACCAUUCCUUGGAACAGCACGCCACCAAGCAUGCCGGCCUCCACCAGCCUCCCACAGCCCAACACACCCACACACACCUGGAACUUUCCGGCAAGCAGACACGCGGCUCCCCGCCGGCGCCGUCAGCCUCCAAGGCGGCCGGACUUUCUCUCAAAGUGCUGACAGAGACUCAGUGAUGGCACGGCGAUCUGGGUCGCACUGCCCUCAUGCCGCCCAGAGCCAUGAAGAUCACCCUCAUCUUCCUCAUCUGCACUCUUUCUCACAGUCAAUUCUGCCCUGUGGGCCUUUGGUUCAAAUCUAAAGGAGGACAUGGAGGCGACAGCAGGGUGGUGUACCAAAUAGGGAGGCCGUCCUUCAACGGGAAGGCCUGCAUUUAUCCCCUGUGAUGGCAUCCGUCCUGCUGGAAUGUCCACGAGCAAGAUACUGAAUGCAGAACCAGCUUCAGGGCACAAUGGAGUUUUAAUCAGACAAACAUUUCUCAGAGACACAGUUGCUCUUGAGGCAGAAAUGAUGUCACUGGCAGAUUCAAAACUCAGUGGGCGAAGCCAAAGAAUGCUUGUUUUCUGUCGGAGCCAAGUAGCAAACAGACAAUGGAGGAACGCUGGUGAAAAUAUAAGUAAAAUAUCAGCAAUGAGUUUUUUCUUGUUUUUUUUCUCCAUUCAUCACCACUGAAUGGCAUUCAAGCGGGUCAGCUUUUUAGUUAUCUAGGUUAGCUAAAAAGCUGACCUAGAUAGCAGUAGACUAGUAUGGCCAGUUUGAACUUGGAACUUGCCUGUGUUUUUUCCAGUUUCGUAGCAACAGUGCUAGGAUUCAUUCUUAGCUCUUGCCAUUGCCACUGGGCAUCAGUUUAAUGUUACACCGCCAGGAGAUUGAUGAUUCUUUGGCCCCGCCCACUGCUUGUCUCAAUCGAUCAGGUUGUUUCUGCCUCAAAGCUGUUUGGACCCCAAACUCUGAAUUACAGUCCUUGGUGCUUUUGAACUCCAUGUGAACACAGACAAAAGAGAAACAAGUUGUGUAAAGAUAAAGAGUAUCGUGCAAAAAAAUAUCGACACACAGAGCCAUCAGGUCGAAGCAGAUUAAAAAGCUACUUUGACAUUAAAUUAUGAGAAAUCAAUACAAGGACAGUGACAGAAUACACAGGCGGGACAUCAAGUUCCUGCAUAUCCUCUUGUUAAUGAAGGAGACACCACCCCCUUUCCUUCUUUACAAAUCACUCACUGCUGUACACAAGAACAACAUCAGCUCAUCACCACUGACCAACCACUUCUCACCCAGACCAGAGACCAUGAACCACCACAAACCAACCCGCCAGACCGGCCCAGGGAGCAGCACCUCAGCCCCGAACAGAGGGAGAACUUCACUUUUUAGCUGUCAUGUUGAAAACAGACAACAAAAGUCCUGACUGCAGAGAGAUAAUCCUGACCGUUUGUUCAUUUUAUCUACUUCAAACCUGUCUGAUUCCGUUUCCAGCUAUGUUUACAAGUACCUGUGCUACUCGCAUUUACAGCAAUUCAGGAUUGCCAAUAAUGUCUCAGAGAGGAACUUUGAUAGAUGAACCUGAGUGAAUAUUCUCCCAUCAUUUGUUUUUAGGCACUUCCAGGCUGUCAGUCUCCUGUCAGAUAAAAUGUUGUUUUUUGUUUUGUUUUUUUUCCCCCUCAUCACUUUGGUAUUUGUAUGAAUCUGUUUUUGCUGGUGUUAAAAACCCUCCGAGGAAGGAGAGGGAUUUUCUUUCACGGUCUUUCGGCUGUUUUCCUAUGACUGAACAUUCUGCAGCUCUGUAAACUAAACUGAGACCAAAUGGGUACUAUUAUAUUUCAUUGUGUUGUAAAGUUUUAUAAAUGUUGGAAUUCCCUAUCUAUAAUUAAACUUUUAUAUGGUUUAUGUAAAAAAAAAAAAAAAAAGGAAAUGACUAAAAAAAAAAAAGUUGCAGCUGAUACUCUUUUUAGUUUCCACCAUUCCUGAAAGCAAUACAUUCAUUGUUUCUGUUCUCUCAAGAGAAAAAGCAUUUUGUGCAGAAGUUUACAUUACUAUUAUGUCGAUCGUGUUACCGCAGCAGCGCUCAGAUGAUGUCUUGUGUUAAAUUUCUCAACCUGUGCAUGUUCCAACUUUUAAUGUACCAAAACUACAUGUGCAAAAAACAAAAACAAA